UCUCUUCACCUUUUUUUCUCUUUUCAUACGACUAUCGUACUAUAUACGAGUGUGUAUAUAUAUAUUGUGAUAUAGAAUACUUUUGUUGUGUGUGGGACACAGUACACACAUUAUACACACUAGGGAGAUAUAUAGAGAGAAACAGGAAAGGGUGGUAAGAUCAUGGCGUGUUGUCCUCUUUAUCUAAAAUCUCUUUUUAAGAAUUUCUGAGAUAUGUUCUCUUCUGUAUUUCUUUCAAUUUAGAGUUUAGCUUGGUUCCAAGGAGAGUAGUGUAGUAGUAGUAGCAGCACUAUUAAUACUACUGUCUUAUAAAUUUUACCAUUUCUCACACGCAAAGAGAGAUAUGAGUCAAGAGAAGAAGAGCAGCUUUAUGGAACUGGAAAAGAAGAAGGAGCCCUCUUCAGAUGUAAGAGAAAUGGCUAAUAACAACCAAGAUUUUCCUGUGAAAAGAUCCAAGGGAGGCCUCAUAACCAUGCCAUUCAUUAUAGUAAAUGAAGCAUUGGAGAGGGUGGCAAGCUAUGGCAUUUUGCCAAACAUGAUAUUGUAUUUGAUGAAAGAUUAUCACUUGGGAGUAGCCAAAGGUACCAACAUUAUCUUCUUCUGGUCAGCAGCUACUAAUUUCAUGCCUCUUCUUGGGGCAUUCCUCUCAGAUUCUUAUCUGGGUCGUUUUCUCACUAUUGGCUUUGGCUCAAUGGCUAGUUUUCUGGGGUUGGUGCUUCUAUGGUUAACAGCCAUGAUUCCAAAGCUGAAACCUUCACGCUGUGAUAUAUUUACACAAAGUUGUAAAGCUCCUACUGGUGGGCAAACGACAUUUCUUGCUUUGUCGUUUAGUCUGAUAUCAAUUGGAGCUGGUGGAAUUAGACCUUGUUCUCUUGCAUUUGGUGCUGAUCAAGUGGACAAUAGAGACAAUCCCAAGAACAAGAGGGUAUUAGAGAGCUUCUUUAGUUGGUACUAUGCUUCAACUGCGGCUUCUCUUAUACUUGCCUUAACUGCAAUUGUUUAUAUUCAAGAUCAACUUGGAUGGAAAUUGGGUUUUGGAAUUCCUGCAAUUCUUAUGUUAUUUGCCACUAUUUUGUUUUUUCUUGCUUCAUCUCUUUAUGUUAAACAAAAAGCUUGUAAAAGCUUGUUCACUGGACUUGCUCAAGUCAUUGUGGUUGCUUACAAGAACAGAAAGCUUCAACUUCCAAAUGGGAACUCAAAUAGUGAUCAUAAUGGUGUGUAUCACCAUAACAAGGAUUCUGAAUUAGUUUCACCAUCAGACAAAUUAAGGUGUUUGAAUAAAGCUUGUGUAAUUAGAAAUCGUGAACAAGACAUUGGGCCAGAUGGGUCUGCUUCAAAUCCUUGGAAUCUUUGCACAGUUGAGAAAGUUGAAGAGCUUAAAGCUCUUAUCAAAGUCAUACCAAUAUGGUCUACAGGGUUAAUGAUGUCCAUUAACACUAGCCAAAACACUUUUCAAGUACUCCAAGCUAAUUCCAUGGAUAGACACUUGUCAAGUUUUCAAGUCCCAGCUGGUUCUUACCCUAUGUUUGUAGUGAUCUCUUUGGCUCUUUGGGUUGUUCUCUAUGACAGAGUGAUCCUUCCUUUAGCUUCGAAAAUUCGAGGCAAGCCGGUGAGUUUGGAUGUGAAAACAAGAAUGGGAAUUGGCCUAAUUCUGACAUUCAUGGCCAUGGUUGUGGCUGCAGUGGUGGAGAGUGUUAGGAGGAGAAGGUCAAUUCAACAAGGGUUUUUGAACAAUCCAGCUGGUGUUGUAGCUAUGUCUGCAAUGUGGUUAAUCCCACAACACUGUUUGAAUGGCUUAGCUGAAGCUUUUACUGGAAUUGGACAAACAGAGUUUUACUAUUCUGAAAUCCCAAAAAGCAUGUCAAGUAUUGCAGCUUCACUUUUUGGAUUAGGAAUGGCUGUGGCUAGUCUUUUGGCUAGUGUUGUUUUAAGUGCUGUGGAUAACUUAACAUCAAGAAAUGGUAAAGAGAGUUGGGUUUCAAGUAAUAUCAAUAAGGGUCAUUAUGAUUAUUACUAUUGGGUUCUUGCUGCUAUGAGCUUUGUCAAUGUGUUUUAUUACAUAUUCUGUAGUUGGGCUUAUGGACCUUGUGUUGAAGAGAGGCAAAAGGUUAGAGAUGAACCAAAUGGUGGGAUUAGUAGUGAUGAAGGAAAAGAGUUAUUAUCUGUCUAAGCUUCAAAAAAAAAAAAAAAAAAAAAAAAACAUGAAUUUGAAAGCUUGAUUGAUCUUAGGUUUGUUACAGUAUUAACAGUGAUUCUUAUGCUGCUGUUUUUUUUUUCUUUGGUGUGUGGUUGUGUGAUAGUGGUGGAAUUAUAGUCUAUAAUCUUGUAAUUGUAAUUGUUGAGAUUUUGUUUGAUGUCAAUAUAUAUAUAUCAAAUAUAAAAUAUUUAUAUUAA
Messenger RNA from Cannabis sativa, 2394 nucleotides. RefSeq names its product protein NRT1/ PTR FAMILY 1.2. Lineage: Eukaryota; Viridiplantae; Streptophyta; Magnoliopsida; Rosales; Cannabaceae. Gene Ontology annotation, molecular function: transmembrane transporter activity. Gene Ontology annotation, biological process: transmembrane transport. The record is from RefSeq and is a predicted model, not a curated record. The coding region runs from base 344 to 2170 and encodes 608 amino acids. The transcript has 5 exons. Gene Ontology annotation, cellular component: plasma membrane.